UUUGAUCAAGUAACUCUGUAAUAACGGCUCUGUGGGUGUGAUGUUUGUGUCUGUACUCAGAACGCAGAAAAAUAAGCGUAAAAAUUUGCAAUUGUCGUCGCUAGAAUCGCAUAAAUGUGAGUUAAAUUGAAGAGUGGUUGGGACUGGACGUCGUGAAUUAACUUCAGAAACUUUGGUAGCUGGCAAAGUUUAAAAUGGAUAGCCCGUGGUGCGUGUGCUGAAAAACUAACCCAUAAAGUUAUGGUGUGAGCGAUUUAACAGGACAUUGUACGUUUACCACUCAUAGUGUUGAGAAAAAGUUUCAUUAACUGAACGUGGCUGCUGAUAAUGUCAGCAUCAACAGCUGCAGCCAGAGCAUCCCAGCAGCGCGUCAAGCACAGCGGCUCCCCAACAGCCGCCUGCCCCUCCUGUAGCAACACCACGGUCCGGUUGCAGCCUAUCCGCGCCACGGUGCCGUACCAGCUUUUGCGUGGAAAUCAGCACAGCCCAACCCGCUCCGCUUCCUCCUCCUUCUCAGUAGCCGGGAGCAACACAGGACCGACGACGUCCCGUUGCUCCAGUCCCGCCAACCCGGGUGGAAGCGGCUCGGACGGCAGGCUGGUCCCCAGGCAGAGACUCUCACCGCCGGACAGCAGGAGCUCGCCAGAACGAUCUCCCCAUUCGCCUGUUUCCAAAGUUGAAAGGGCAAACUCCCAGCAGGUGCGGAGCUCAGGGGCCAUUUGGUGGACUUCCUCCCUGGGCACUAUCACUGGGCCCUACCUCACUGGGCAGUGGCCUUGUGACCCCCAUGUGCGCUAUCCAUCUUGUAUGAAAGAUAAAUCCACACAGACUCCUGGAUGUUGGAGUAAGGAAACCGGAGAGAAGAGGAGCACCCACCAGCGCUCUGCGUCCUGGGGCAGCGUCGACCAGCUCAAAGAGCAGAUUGCGAAGCUCCGGCAGCAGCUCCAGCGCAGUAAGCAGGGAGGACGUCACAGUAAAGACAAGGACCGACUGUCCCCCCUUCAGUACACCAUCCCCUACACCGCCCUCACCAGCACCACCAACCACACCUCCACAGCCAGCCACGUUCAGCAGUUUUCCAUGUCGAAGUCGGCCCAGAUGCCGCUGUCUAACAUAACAGUGCCAAAGCCCUCCAUCUCCAGGGUGCCCAGCAGCAUGGAGGGCAUCAACCAUGAGCUGGAGAAGGUCUUUAUCAAAGACAAUGGAGAGAAGGAGGAGCUCAAGUCCCUGGAGGUUCCUGAUGGCCGGCGGGCGCCCUUCCCUCCCCAGCAGCGCAGCAGCAGCACCCGCAGCGUCGACACCCAGACUCCCUCGGCCCCCGGCCGGUCCAGCAGCUGCUCCAGCCUGUCGCCCUGCCCCUCGCCUGCCUGCCCACCGGGAUCACACGACGGCAGUCCUUACUCCACAGAGGAUCUACUGUACGACCGGGAUAAAGACAGUGGAAGCAGCUCACCACUGCCUAAGUUUGCCUCCUCACCCAAACCCAACAACAGUUACAUGUUUAAGCGGGAGCCACCAGAGGGCUGUGAGAAGAUUAAAGCUUUUGAGGAGAUGAGCUCCAGGCAGUCCACAUCAGCAUCAGUCCCCCUCUUCUCCUGCCCCGACAAAAACAAGGUCAACUUCAUCCCGACAGGCUCGGCAUUCUGCCCUGUCAAACUACCCGGUUCCCUGCACCUCAUCCCGGCCUCAGAGCCCGAGGAGGACGAGGAUAACGCAGAGGCGGGCUCAGUCUCAGAGCCACAGGGGGCCACGUUGCUCUACGGCGCCUCCACUCAGGUCUCCACGAGCACCAGCACAGACGACCCCCCGGAGGAGCCCGGCUUGCCCUCAGAGACUGCAGAUCCCCAGACAGACAGCCCAGCCAUCAGCUAGACCUGAGCAGAGCUGGCCUCUGACUCCGGGAUCCACGCUAGCGACCACCGACCAUCACCACUGACUGUUCCACCAACACCUCCCUCUGCUCUGCCAGGGGAGCCUCCGUCUCUCUGUGCUGACCCCUUCCACCCCCCCUAUCUCUGCAUGACUUAGCAACAUGUCCUGAAUAACCACCUCCGCCACCACAAAGACUCUCCACCUACAUGUUCUGUCCUGCAUAAUGUCUGAGCUGUUGUUGGCAGGGAAGGACCUGAUGGUUAAAGGUUAUAUGCAGGCAUCAAAGGGAAGAAUGGAGCACUAUAGAUGGGGGGAGGGGCCUGCAUUUUAAACCAGUAGUAUAUUUCUGAUUAAAUUAUGUGUUGUGUUCAGUUUUAACAUUCACAGUAUGAAUAAGCUCUCUAAACAUAUAUAUAUAUACACACAUAUAUCUCUAUGAAAAGAAAGAAAAAUGCUUGUUUUAAAAAAAAAAAAGAUCCAAAACUGUGUAUUGUUGUAUUGCUAUGUACCGAACAGGAAAAACAGCUGUACUAUUCAGGAUUAUGUUUACAAUAUCCAGGUCAUAUUGUUAAACCCUCUCUAAAAUGCAAUGAGAGAAUAAUUUGGCAGAGAGAAAAUGGCCUCAAAUUGGUUGCACAGUGUCUGCAUCUGGCCGUGCUUCAGGUAUUUCACAAUCAGAGUCUAUACUCAGGUAAUUUGGAAUGUAUGUCCAUACAAAUAUCUGCAGCUUAACUAAGCAGAACAGAUUCACCCUCAUUUAUUCCUGUUUUUUCUCAUUCCCAAGACGAAUCAUUCCUUUCUGUUCCAGAGUCCAGUCUGAGACUAGACUCGUUCUAGCUAGCUGCGGAGGGUAAAGGCGUGGAUUAGCAGGCAUGCCCUCGUGGUUGCCUUCUCUGACUGGUGGUGGGAUACUGUACAGGACCACACACACUGAGUGAUGGUAUUAAUGGCUGUGUGUGUGUUGAUGGAAGCAUGCUGGACAGAGACUUGGAGACGUACAGCGGCUGGCUGUUUAUUUAAGCCUGAAGACAUUGUGUGAUUGGCUCUCCUGAGCCUGUUGACAGUGGACCAGAGGUGGACGAGUCUGCAGUACCGUCACGUGAAGAUACAAUCAAACUGAAGCAUUUGGUUCUUCCCGGGUGUAGAUUUGAGGUGUAGUUGUACAAACAUUUUUCUGAGCUAGAAAUGAUCUUAUUUGAUAAGUUAAACCUCCUUUUUUUAAUCCAAAUUGUGCAGCUUAACCUGAUUUAAUCAAGACUAGCGCCGGGCGAUACUGGAUUUCUGAGAUCGAUAACAAUAUUAGUUUUACUUUUUUAACACAAACACAAAGACAUUAUUGAUGAGAAUCCAUUGAAGUUGGAUUAUUGAAGAAUUCCCACUUGGAAAUUAUCUCUGUACUUAUCAGCCAAAAUUUCAUCCGAUACAAUAUCUGUGAUAAAAGUCAAUAAAAUUGGAUGUAUUAGAGCUGAUACUAAAAAUACUGUUUGGGUGAAUCAGAACUAGCAAGUAAUUGCCUGGAAAACACCCAUGCUAUUGAUAAGAUAUCCUGUUUCUGGUUUCUCCAGUCUGUGAGCAUACGAAAUUACUGCUGAACUGCGGCCAUUUAGGGCACAAGUAACCGACAUGGGAUAAUUGUAAAUAGUCAUAUAAAAUCAGCACAUACUGACCCAGUGAUGUCAGUUACACAGCAAUAUUUCAGUUUGCUCAUUUAAGCUAAUAUUAGCCACCAUAAGCUAGUAAUCUUACCAGACAAAGCAAGACUGUAGCAGUAAAAGAGUGUGUUUUGGCACUUAUGAAUUUCCUCUUUUAAAAGCCAUUUGGUCAUAUAGAACAGGAGCACAAGCUAAGCAUUAGCCACCAUGCGCUAGGGCUGCCACUUCUCAAAAAAUUCAGUUUGAAUGGAUGAGAAGUAACGCGCACUUCCUAGGAAUGAAUUCAACCCACCUUGCCUCAUUUCACAAUAUGUUGACUUGCCACAGGGUUUACUCUGACAUGUUAUCAUGGUAAUGCUAAUGGAAGGCAGUAGCAUUUUUCAGCAAGUCAGCAAACAGCCCUGCCUUUAUUCAUUUGUCCAUCCACGGUGUCAAGAGUAAGAGAGUGAAUCCAUUCGUCAGGUGGACACAAACACAAUUCCAGAUGAAUGCUAAUAAUGCUAAUAAGCAAGUGUUUGCCAACACGUUAGCUGCAACAACCUGCUAGCAAGUGAAUAGGUAAAUGAUAGGUCGAUGUGUUUUACCCAGCGCUAGGCAAUAAUGGCUGUUUGCACAAGCUAAAAUUCUAGCCGUCAAAGAUGAAUGUUUGUACAACUUUUAACCCCAGCCUGCAUAUCCAAACUUAGACUGUUCUGAUAAUCCAGAUAAUUGCUGUUCCAUAGCAUUCCAUGAGAUCUUAGUAUCCAAGGCAUAAAUUGGCUCAUGAUGAUCCAUUCCUAAAAUAUCUCUCAGCCUUUUGAUUUGAUCGCUGUAAGAGACUAGCUACAGUACUAAGAGGUGUUUGGUUGCACAUACAGUAGCUCUUUCAUCCGUUUCAUGCACAGAUAAAAGGAUCACACUGGCCUGCCUCCCUCUCACUGUCUGUUAAUAAUGAGUGUUGUAGGCACCCUGAUGCUACCACCAAGCAACAAAACCUGAACAUCUCAUGUACUAAACACCAUCCUCCAGGCUGUUAAAUGACCAAGUAUAAAUGAUCCUCAACUUUAAUUUGCAAGUGUGAAAUAUAACCCCCAUUUAUUUUAAUAUCUGGUGUGCUUGUGGAAUCCCUGCAUUUACGCUCCAUUCAUAUUUUGUAUAUAUGUGGCUUUUAAAGAGGCUCAAUGCAAUGUUGUGGUUUCUUAAGGCAUUUCUGCACCUUACCAAGAGCUUUGGCUUUCCCAAUGUCUCACAUAUACUCGGCAUUGGUAAACUAGAUGUGUGCAAUAAUAGGAUAAAAAAGGUAUUGUCCUCCCGGAUGUUGUCCGUUCUUUGACACAAGCGUCUCAUCUUGCAUUCCUUUGGUUUUGAGCAUGGGGGCUGGAUCAGCAAGUAGUUUGUUGCUAAAGCCAUCAACUGAUACAAAACCAGCACUGAGAGUGACCAGAGCACAUCACUGGCAGGUCAGAGCGUUCAUCGACUCACUACAUGAUACUCCUUGUGUAACCUGCAGUGUCAAAGUUCAUGCACAAUGGCAAUAAAAAAAAAACUAUUGGG
Molecule: messenger RNA, 5057 nt
Organism: Micropterus salmoides (largemouth bass)
Lineage: Eukaryota; Metazoa; Chordata; Actinopteri; Centrarchiformes; Centrarchidae
Gene: glcci1a
Product: glucocorticoid induced 1a
Exons: 8
Coding region: 328-1872 (514 amino acids)
Biological process (GO): podocyte development
Cellular component (GO): cytoplasm
Source: RefSeq, a predicted model, not a curated record